Messenger RNA from Aspergillus fischeri NRRL 181, 1134 nucleotides. RefSeq lists its product as uncharacterized. The coding region runs from base 1 to 1134 and encodes 377 amino acids. The transcript has 2 exons. Lineage: Eukaryota; Fungi; Ascomycota; Eurotiomycetes; Eurotiales; Aspergillaceae. The record is from RefSeq and is a predicted model, not a curated record.
AUGCGACCCCUUCUCCACUACCUCGCAGCGUACGCUCUGUUAUGCUUACAGGGUGCUGGAGCAUUUCCACAGAGAAUAACCCCAUCCGAAGUCUCGAGCGCCAUAUCAGCUACAUCCACAGGAACAUCCAUCGGAGAGAAUAGGACAUGUAACUUUGGCACCAUCAACGAAUUCUUCGAUUACGCCAACAAGAACGGGCUAAACAUCACUGUGGAGGUCCAGAACUGCCAGAAUCUGUGCCUGCUCACAUACGGGGUGGGAAACCCCGAUCUUUCUGGGAUCGGGACCGGGCUUACCAUCCUCAUCGGUCCUGUUUAUCGUAUAUUCUAUCUCACUUUAGCGCCAGCGAGCGCCUUCAUCCGAGACUUAAAAGACGUUCAAACGAAUUUCUUCUCCUCGAAUGGCUUCUUUGUUUGUUCGUCCGCUCUAGCUACGAUCGCAAACCUGUCACAGAACCCGCCCACCUUUGAGAUCGCUGAGAUGCAGGCCUUGGCAUUCCUGCAAGUUAACAGCAUCCUUGUGACCUUCUUCUGCCUGGUCAUCGCGCAACCAAGGUCGCGCUGGGGCGCGCGAGUGCUGCUCUAUUUUGUAGUGUUUGUCCUAGUGAUUGUUGCCCUAGGCCAGAGCCACCUGGGCAGUGACAGUAGGGCAGACUGGAGGCUUGCCUCUGAUGGCUGCGCGCACAGCUCAAGCGACUACAGCGUCAUCAAGCCUGUCCCAUAUCCAUCAUGGACCGUUGCUAUCUUUGCCGUCGCUGGUACCGUUGGAUUCUGGAUAGAGUCUCUGAAGAAGAAAUUCCAGGCAGACAAAUUACACAAGUCGCUGUUCAGGAUAUUAAUGAUGAUUUGGGUCUUACUAAUUGGACUCUUGACUGCAGGCAUGGUUCUCGGCCUGACAAUGAUGUGGCGACAACGAAGGCAUCUGCGAAGCUUGGCGAGAGACAAAUUUGAAGAUGAUCAGUGGGGCUUCGGGCAGAUUGCUGCUUUGACAAUCUGGGUGCCCAUAUUGGUUGAAUUACUCUAUAUCCUGAACGGUGAGGAGCUCCUCAUACUUGUUGGUGGUUUCGGCCUAGCUGACAUGGGCACGUUUUUACAGACUUGGCCCAACGGAAGUCCAAAAGAUGGAAUCACUUGA